Messenger RNA from Caenorhabditis bovis, 477 nucleotides. The record is from the annotation of a GenBank genome assembly. NCBI's taxonomy places the organism in Eukaryota, Metazoa, Nematoda, Chromadorea, Rhabditida, Rhabditidae.
AUGCCAAUUCGCCUCCUGAUUUUCUUCGCCAGUCUUCUCUUCAACGUGUCGCAAUGCGGUUCGGUGAUGUCGUUUUGUGGGGUCGCGGAGCACAUCGAGAUGACCAACGAUUUGAUGGGAAUCGUCGAGAAUUGCAGUCCGGCGAAAAUCGUGUGCGGUGCGCGCGAUCAGCGAAUCCUCAUGAACUCGAGAGUCGUCCUCGAUUGUAUGGAUUACACCAAUGACACCUACUUCAAUUUCGCCUACCACUGCAAAUUCCGCUUGUUCACCCGCGUGCCACUCUGCGACAAAACCACCGAAAGAUACUGCUAUCGUGUGAUUCUCAAUUGCGAUCUCCACUAUAAAUCGCCAAAGGCGAUUGUCUAUAUUAUCGCGCUCGGUGCCAUUCUAUCCAUCCUUCUCAUCAUCGCCCUCAUUGGCGCUGUCAUCUACAAAACUUGCUAUCACACAAAAUCCACCAAUAUUCAGCAGCUGUAA